Molecule: messenger RNA, 2726 nt
Organism: Corythoichthys intestinalis (scribbled pipefish)
Lineage: Eukaryota; Metazoa; Chordata; Actinopteri; Syngnathiformes; Syngnathidae
Product: gastrula zinc finger protein XlCGF57.1-like
Exons: 2
Coding region: 225-1691 (488 amino acids)
Biological process (GO): regulation of transcription by RNA polymerase II
Molecular function (GO): RNA polymerase II cis-regulatory region sequence-specific DNA binding; DNA-binding transcription factor activity, RNA polymerase II-specific
Source: RefSeq, a predicted model, not a curated record
AUCGCUUCAACAUUUUACACUGAAAUUGAGUUUAGACGUUUGUACUUCCAGUUCACUGGCCGUAACGUCUGUAUGCUUUCGCCAGACUUGGAGGUGUUUCGUGUAGCCUCCUCUUCUUCUCACUAAAUACGCUCCUUCAAAGAAUUCUCAUCGGACGUCACAGUAGAAGAUCUUCAUUCUGAGAAGCACGAUCUUCCCAGGUUAAACAGGAGUCGGAGUCAGAAAUGCCGUACAUCCAACAGGUGGCAGAGUCAGAGAACUCCUGCAUGGAAGAAGUACAGAAAGAUGAAAUUACGUUUCCAGCGACUAUCAGUGUGAAGAGUGAGGAAGAUGAAGGUCCGAACAAAGCAAGCAGAGCAAGAAAACCUUCGGGCGACAGAUCAUUUCAACACCCGACAACAAAAGGUGAAGGACGAUCACAACCGGAGGGCCUCUUGGCUCCGCUCUCGGACAGCGACGACGUAACAUCAUACUCUUCUGACACUGAUGAGGAGGAUGUUGACUUUGACCCAAAUGCUUUGAAAUCCUUAAAAAAGUCAACAUUGAAAAGAAACCCAAAAGAAUGUGUGGGUGAGAAACCUUAUGCCUGCUUACUUUGCGACAAAAUAUUUUGUACGAAGCGAGUGUUGACAACACACAUGAGAAGACACACUGGAGAGAAACCCUUUGCCUGCUCCCUUUGCGAUAAACGCUUUUGUCGGAAGGACCAGUUAACAACACACACACGCAAGCACACUGGAGAAAAGCCUUUUCAGUGCUCGCUUUGUGGUAAAAGAUUCACCGAGAAGGGAACGUUAGACAGACAUGAAAGAACACACACUGGAGAGAAGCCUUUUACCUGCUCUCUUUGCGAUAAAAGAUUUUGGGAGAAGCAACAAUUAACAAUACACAUGCAUACACACACCCAGCAGAAACCUUUUGCCUGCACAUUUUGUGGCAAACCAUUCAUCAACAAGGGAAAUUUAAAAAAACAUACGCGAACCCACACAGGAGAAAAGCCUUUCGCCUGCUCACUUUGCGAUAAAAGAUUUAGUCUGAAGCAACAGUUAAAAAGACAUAUGAGUACACACACAGGAGAAAAGCGAUUCGUCUGCUCGCUUUGCAAUAAAAGAUUUUAUACCAAGCUAGAGUUGACGACACACACGAGAAGACACACUGGAGAAAAACCUUUUCCCUGCUCAGUUUGUGAGAAAAGAUUCAUCGUGAAAGGGGAGUUAAUCAAGCACGAAAGAACCCACACUGGAGAGAAAUCUUUUGCCUGCUCACUUUGCGAUAAACGAUUUUCUUUGAAGGACCAGUUAAUAGCACACACGCGUAAGCACACUGGAGAAGAGCCUUUCUCCUGCGCGGUUUGCGGUAAAAGAUUCACGGAGAAGAGAACGUUAGACAGACACGAAAGAACACACACUGGAGAGAAGCCCUUUGCCUGCUCUCUUUGCAAUAAAAGAUUUUUGCUGAAGCAACAGUUAACAAUACACAUGCGUACGCACACCAAGGAGAAACCUUUUGCCUGCACAUUUUGUGGUAAAAGUUUCAACGAAAAGGGAAACUUAAACAAACAUACAAGAACGCACACCGGAGAGAAGCCUUUCGCCUGUUUACUUUGCGAUAAAAGAUUUUGUCUGAAGCACCAGUUAACAAAACAUAUGGGUACGCACACCAGAGAAAAACCUGAGAAUUGCAGCGUGUGACAAUAUAGUCUGAUUUCUGACACACUUUUACAGAGAAAAAUGCAUUUAAAUUUCCCUUGGGUCUGCUUUGAAAAAGUUUUUUUUUUUAAUGUUUUUUUUUUUUAAAUCCUGUUAUUUUUCAGAGCUAUUCAAUAUUCUUGAUUCCAUACACUUUUGAUUCUUUCUGUUUAGGUUGUUCCAUAUUUUAUAUUGUUGGCUAUUGUUCUGCUUUUACUUCUAAAUAUUGGCAUUUGAAAUAUAAAUUCGAGAUACGAAAGCUUUGUUACCUGGUAAAUUCAUUUUACAAAAAGUUGUUUUGAAGUCUUUUCACUUCAUAAUACGAUAAAAAAUCAGCCAUCAUCCGAAAGAUAGUAUUUACUGCAGUAGAUAAUUCCUGCAAUAAUGUAACUACUGUGCUGUUGAUUUCUUCUAAUAAGCAGACGAGAUUUGAAAAUCAUGCUCAAAAGUUUCAUUUUCACUCAAGUCGCUUGGCCCCAUGGAUAGUCCUGGUGCACGCUGGGUAAUAGAAUUCUAACUCCUAAAAACACAACUACAUUUGACUAUAAAUGUAAACAAACCAACGCCCCAAGUAUAUGAAGCAAAAGAAUAUGACAUUGUCAAGGCACAAACAUCGAGAUGUAAUAGCAAGCAAUGGCUGCCACUGUUAAGCCGUCUUUUAGCACUCCGUGUUUCCUGUGUGCUUGAGUGGUCAUGUCAUAACAUCUGUAAAAUGUGCCUAACACACUAAUUAUACUUAAACGCCACUAGGAGUCGACGAAACAUUCCAAAUAAAGACAGACAAUAAGAGGACACGACAAAAAAUUAAAUUUGGUAUUUUUCUUAGAGCAAAUUGUGCGGUUAACAUGUAAAACGCAAUUCAUUAUAAAUAGAAAUGUGAUACAAAAGCCAUUCCAGAACGAAUUUCAAAUCUUGAGGUACUUUGAUGCUCCCUUUUCCUUUGUUAUUUUUGUUUGUUUUCCAACAUUGUUUGAAUAGUUUUAGUGAAAAUAUCUUGUGUGUUUGUAACAUUUUGAAAUCUGCUUCAUUGUAGAAUUG